UUUGUUGGUUGAUUGGUUGGCAAUCACAUCAUCCAUAUAAAUUUGGCUGUCUGUCAAUAAAUAUUUUUCAGAAAAAAAAAGUUUUCAUUUUGUCCGGUAUAUCGUUUGUUUCUUUUUUUCCCAAUCAGAUUAUGUUCAAACAGUAAGUGAAAAGAUGCGUGAAUUAAAUUGUAUGGGACGUAAUAAUAAUCGUCGUAAUCGUCGUCGUUAUGGAUCAAUCGAAACAAUCGAUAGUUAUGAAAUUGAUGAUAAUCAACCGCAACAGCAACAAGUUAAAAAACGUAACCGAAUUUUUCAAUCAUUUUCCUUUAAACGAAAACAAAAACAACAACAACAACAACAACAAUCAAAUCUAAAUGAAUCAACAUCGACUGAAUUUAAUAAGAAAACGGAAAAAACACGAUUAAUAUUUGCUGGUAAAACAAAUAAAAAAAAUUAUUCAACAUUAAUCGAAUCAGAUGAUGAUGAUGAUGAUGAUGGAAACGAUGAUACAUUCAAAUCAAUCCGAAAAAAUUCAAAAAAAUCUGUACGUUUUGCCCAAAACAACAACAAUGGUGAUGGCAAUAAUGAUGAUGAUAAUUCAAAUCGUAAAUUAUGGUUGAAAAAAAAUCGUAAAAAAAAUAAGAAAAAGAAAUCAUUGUUAAAACGUACCGGUACAUUUAUUGUAAAAAGUUGUCGUUUAAUGACAUAUGGUGUACCACAUAUGCCAUAUAAUUUACCAUAUAAUGAUUGUAAUGGUCCAUAUCAUUAUGAUUUUUAUCGUAGUAAUGAUUAUCCAUAUAAUUAUAAUGAUUAUGGCAGGUAUGAUAAUAAUCAAUAUAUGCGUUAUGGUGAAUAUGGUCCGGGUGGUCUUUAUUUUUGAUCCAAGAUUUUUUGCUUUUUGACUAUGUAACAAUUUACAAACCUUGCCUGUUUUUUUUCGCUAAUAUGACCAAAUGUUUUUUAAAGUAGCGAAAAUUUUUGUAUCUUUUUGUUUGAUGACAAAUAAUAUUUUUUUAACGUAAAAUUCUUGCUUACUUUUCAUCCGCCUACACCAAAAUACAAGCUACCCACGUAUUUUACCCAAAGGAAUCAUUGGUGGAUGCUUACAAACAAACAGAUUUAAAAAAAAAAUUCCUUUUAAAGUCAAAAUACAUUUGGUCAUCGCAUG
Dermatophagoides pteronyssinus (European house dust mite) is the source of this 1150-nucleotide messenger RNA. RefSeq lists its product as uncharacterized. The record is from RefSeq and is a predicted model, not a curated record. Lineage: Eukaryota; Metazoa; Arthropoda; Arachnida; Sarcoptiformes; Pyroglyphidae.